Molecule: messenger RNA, 5114 nt
Organism: Folsomia candida
Lineage: Eukaryota; Metazoa; Arthropoda; Collembola; Entomobryomorpha; Isotomidae
Product: chaoptin
Exons: 22
Coding region: 586-4851 (1421 amino acids)
Cellular component (GO): extracellular matrix
Molecular function (GO): protein binding
Source: RefSeq, a predicted model, not a curated record
AAGUGUGAACAUCACUACUCAUCCUCAGUCGUAUGUGGUAGAAAUCGAAAGUUAGCGAGGAAAGUGCAUGUGCAUACAUGUACGAAAAUUCUCGCUUUUCUUAACAUAGUACUGUGUUCGCUCAACCAAAUCUGUCAUAAUUAAUUACAUAUAAUCUCCAUAACUACAGCAAAGACAUAGUUUCCAAAAAAUAGGAAUCGAGCGGGAUUUAAAAAAUUUCAAUAAUGAUCCAAAAACAUAAUGCAGCUAUAUUGCAAAAAUUUAGAGUGGGAUAAGUGGUUUGGUGGUGAAAGCAAAAGUGAGUGGAUACCAAAAACACGUGGAAUAGUUUGGAAAGACGAGGAAGUCAUUUAUGUAAUACACACAUGAUACCUGACCAACAUGGAAGAUUAUUUCAUGGUUAUAGUAAGGAACUAAAACCAUGUGGUAGUAAAUAGCUCCUGAAGAUUUAAAUAAUAUUUAAGUAAUAACAAUGAGUAUAUUACAACUUAUUUGAAUUAACUUGACAUAAUAAUCUAAUUGCGUCCCUGUCUCUGGGAAAAGCUAAUUUCUAAAGGUGUCCAAAUAAUUUUGCUACUGAAAAAUAUGUUGCCGACAAGAAAUAAAUUUCCAUCCCUCUUCAUCUUACUUUUCUUCGCAACUGGAGAAAGUGGUGGUGGAAUUUACCAAAACGAUCUCAUACCACCGUCCUUACUGGAGUCCCCAGAAUCAGGACUGAUGGUUCCGUCCGAUAGAUUUCUGAGCUGUCAUUUCAAUACGCUCUGCUACUGCAAGUAUAUUCAGCAGAGCACUGAAAUUCAUGAGAUCCUGCUAACCCUUUGGCACCACUCGUCCUUCAACGAGACCCAUUUUCUCAAAACGAUUCAGAAAGAGUACAAUUUACCUCCGAAUCCAAAGAAUGAUAGCCAACCCCAGCCGCAACAACACGUCAAUCAACAGUAUCUGCGUGGCCAAGUCGACAUUUAUCAAAUAAUCCACAAUAUUGUGAACUCGUCCACGUCAAGCAAUGUCAAGUUUGAUCCGGGACCAUUAUAUGAAUUUUUCUGUGUAAAUGCUCCUCUCGCUGUGAUUCCCACUGAUUACAAUGCCCACGGAAUUAUAUCCCACAUAACUGUGGCCGGCUCUAAGCUAAGUCUUCUGGAUGGGUCUGCAUUUGCCGGACUGGAAAUUCAAAAUCUUCAAUUGAACAAAAAUGAGCUCUAUUUAAUCUCAGAGUAUGCUUUCAGUUCCAUGGGAAAUUCUUUAACCGUGUUGGAUUUGUCUGCAAAUUUACUGGAUGAAAUUCCAUUCGCUUCCUUUAAGACACUUAAGUUACUAGAGUGGCUCAAUCUCAGCAACAACAAGAUCCGGACAUUGGACGGUGACUGGUUUGCACUGACCUCGUCUUUACGUCAACUGACGUUAUCUGGAAAUUCUAUCGGGAGAGUUCCUCCUAAAUUAUUUCCUACCUUCCAUCGCUUGAUUUGGCUUGACCUGAGUUCUAACUUCAUCCGAAAUGUUAGCCAGCACAAUCUCCCUCCAAACAUUCAGACGCUGAUUAUGAUGAAAAAUCCUAUUUCGGACUUUCCUCUGGGAAUAUUUGCACUCAGAUCAUUGUCCUGGAUCGUUUUCUCCGGUUGUGGGAUUGAAACGGUUCCGUCUGAAUAUCCGCGAGGAACUGCAGCCGCACAGAUAAAUCAGUUGGACAUUACGCAAAACCUUAUUCAGCAUUGGCCAAGUCGCCCGUUUGCAAGUCAACUUAAGAUUUUGGAUUUGGACGUGAGCAAAAAUUACAUUGCGAGUUUGCCACCCGGUGCUUUCCACUCGAUGAACGCAUUUAGAAUUUCACUUGGUCACAACCGUCUUGCAACUAUUGACCCGAUGGCAUUCGACACGUUGAGUCCAACUUUGCAGUAUCUGAAUCUGGAUAAUAAUAGGCUGGAGGGUGUGCCCUGGGAGGAGAUUGCCAAUCUCACCUCGCUCAAACAUCUCUACUUGGGAAACAACCUGAUUAGAGAUGAAUCACUGGAGAAACACAAGGAGAUGGAAUUUGACUGCAGCAAUUUGCAAUACUUGGGUCUAAAUGGGAACAGUCUUACUCGACUUCCUCGUCGUAUUCUAAAUUCCUGUAUUUCCCUAAUCCAUCUAAAUUUGGGUUACAACCAAAUCGGGGAUUUGGACGAAAUUGCGAUUCGAAAAUUCAAAACGCUGUCAACACUAAUCCUACGCAACAAUCCGAUCCACUCGUUAUCAUUCGAAAGCAAUAAGGUGCAUAAUCUUCAUGGGAACAAUAAUAAUGCAUAUCCAACUUUGCCAUCUGUAUCGAUCCUCAAUCCAAACGAGCUCGGACACCAAUUUCACCCAACAUUGGAUAAAAUUCCAAACGUAUUUCGACCAGAAUCGUUUCCUCGCCUGUUUGAGCUUUCUCUCUCAUUUUGCGAGCUGACUGGAGAAAUACCUGCGUUCCCUGCACUGCCACUGACCAAUCUGGACAUAAGUGGUGGACUCAAAAGUGCGACAUCCAUUAAUUCCGAGUCUUUCCAAGCUCUGAGACAACUCGAGUGGAUUUCCCUGGAUCACAACCAAUUGGGCAAUGUCAGCGAGUACACAUUUUACUCGAAUAAGAAUAUAACUUAUGUCAAUCUGGAAUUCAACCGGAUCUCGGUCCUUCCAAGACAAAUUUUCCAUCCUGACAUUCACCACUCGAUGCGAGAACUUCGACUUUCACAUAAUAAGAUUCAGACUCUUGGAUCGGAUUCCUUUCUUUCCUUCCCCGUGGGCAAUUUUGACACAUCUUUUCAGACCAAUAUUGACUUGAGUUACAACACAAUCCACACCAUUGAACGACACGCUUUCACAGUUCCUCCCCCGUCACCUUUAUCUCUCGCAACGUCCGCCACUAAUUCCCAGAGAUUCUCAAAAUCCGAAGGACUCAACUUGUACUUGAGACACAAUCAAAUCUCUCUCAUUCAAACGGGUGCUUUCUCACAGGAUAAAUUUGCCUUGAUUGACGUUGCCUUCAAUAUGCUCACAUAUUUUAAUUUCGAUGCAUUCGGGAGGAGGAGUCUCGUCGGGGGUGUGAACAUUAGUCACAAUUCGAUCGAGAAAAUAAACGGAAACAAUGGGAGAAAGUUGCUCAUCAAAUUUCUGGAUGCAUCCCACAACAAAUUGACAUAUGAUGGGGUCAAAAUUCGUAAUGUGUGUCCAAGAGAAUUGCUGGAUCUCAGUUUCAACAGGAUUGAACGCGUGGAUGGAGACCUGUUUCCGUCCAAUUGUUCAAUUAAGGUAGUGCAUUUAAAUGGUAACAGGAUUGCCGUGUUGGACCCGGACUCUUUUUCACAGCUCAAAGACUUGACGUCCCUUCACUUGAAUUCAAAUUCGAUCUCUUACGUACCCGAGAUAUUAUUUAUUCGCAACCAUAAACUGACGUAUUUGGAUUUUUCGAACAACAAAAUUCGUUCCCUGCCAAGAGAUUCGCUUGUCGGAAGUAAUAUUGAAAUUAUUAUCUUGUCUUCAAAUCAAUUCGUCUCCUUGCCCGUCGGAGCAUUAGCCCAGAUCUCUCGCCGACUAAAAAGACUCGAUAUUUCUGAAAAUUUCUUGGAACACCUGGAUAGCACAAUGUUUGAAUCUAUACCGGGUUUGGUCCAUUUAAACCUGUCCUCAAACAGACUGUCUAUACUUCCGGAUAACGCUUUUGCCAGUCUGGCUUCUCUGCGGGAGCUGGAUCUCUCACACAACUUUCUCCGGGCUAAUUUUAAGGAACUUUUUCAUUUUGUUCCAAAAUUGAAACUCCUUCGGAUUUGCAACUGUGGCAUUAAAACUCUUCCUCAUCUACCAUUACCACACCUCACCACACUUGACCUGUCAAGAAAUGGACUGACAGAAAUCAGCAUCCAAAGCAUAGCGUCUCUGAAUAGACUACGCUCACUCGACUUGUCGAAUAAUCAACUUCAAAAUGCUGGAUUACCAAAUUGGACCCCACUUUCAAACCUAGCGAAGCUAAAAUUGUCCAAAAACCCAUUAAAAAGUUUAACACGUGACACUUUUUUCGGACUGAGAAGACUGGAGAGCUUGGAAAUGUUGGACCUGGACUUUGUGGAUCGAUUUGACUCUGAUGUGCUUUCCAACCUAUUGAACUUAAGGAAGCUUUCGGUUGAAACGUACCCCAACAUUGAGAAAUACCGUUUCAGAUUGGGAGCUGUUCUAUCCGGAAUUGAGAGCUUGGACGAACUUAACGUGCAAAUCAAAGAGUCGACCCUCUCGGACCAAUUAUUCGGCGGCAUUUUACCCGGUCUGAGAAAGUUAACGGUGACCGGGACCAACUUGCGACGAAUUGAGGAGCAGGCUUUCGAAGGUCUCCAGAACUGUCUUCAUACAGAGUUAACAAUUACUCGAACGUCGGUGGAAGAAAUCCCAGCAAGAAUAUUUGAACUACUCCUGAAUGCAGAAUGGGCCAAGCUGGACUUGUCUUUUAACAAAAUUUCUACUCUCAACUCUGCCAGUUUGUAUCCCAAUUCGUCAUUCUGGUUUUCCAAAGGAACCAAGCUCCUCCAAGGUGGGUUAAUCCUCACUGGAAAUGAUAUGCAAUGCGACUGCAAUUUAGUCUGGCUUGGUGACUGGCUUCGUCGCUGGUUACGUGAAUCGUAUGAAUCUCAUUCAGUCUUAAUUCCUGAGGCCCAUGCCAUGUACGACUUCAUCAGUGAGACCACUUGUCUCGACUCGAGAUCCGCCGACACCAAGAUUUCUCUCGUCCAGCUCUACCCCGACCACAUUUGUCAUGCUUCCGCCCUCUCGUCCGCUAAUUCAUCUCUUCCCAAACAUCUCAAUUUCAACACUUUCGUCAUCAUAGUCCUCGUCCUCCUUCUAUCUUGACAAAGUAGUGGACGGUUCUAGCAAAAGUUUGGAGUUAUCACUCUGUUCUCGGGAAUAAAGUGGUCUUUGUGGUUGGUGAAUCUGAAAUUCUGCUCAUUGUCUCUUAAGAUUAGUUUUGUAUACGGCGAAGUGAAAGUGGAUGAUAUGAAGUAUAUAAAUAGAUACAAAGAGAUUCAAUUAUUUUCAUGGUAUACGAAUUUAGGAUUAGUGCAUAUGUAUGCAGCUGCUAACAUUUUGAAUUAAAUAAAUGAGAUAAAAUAUUA